This is a messenger RNA of Penicillium nucicola, 1311 nucleotides long. RefSeq names its product putative COP9 subunit 3. Gene Ontology annotation, cellular component: COP9 signalosome. Bases 1 to 1311 code for a protein of 436 amino acids. The record is from RefSeq and is a predicted model, not a curated record. Lineage: Eukaryota; Fungi; Ascomycota; Eurotiomycetes; Eurotiales; Aspergillaceae. Gene Ontology annotation, biological process: ubiquitin-dependent protein catabolic process. The transcript is spliced from 6 exons.
AUGACAAUUCUCUCGGACUUUGCCGCUGCAUCAGCUCAUUUACAUGACUCUGCCAGGCUUACUAGCGGCGAGUAUGACCGUGGACUUCGCGAGUUGGUUGAAUACUCGAGGCGACUUCUAUCCACUAAAGCCCUUGACACCCUUGCCAGUGACGAAUCAAUCUUAGAUCGUUUCGACCCAACAAGAGAUUCUAUCCCAUAUCUCUUCAUCCUUCGACUACAAAUUCAGACGGCACAGGAAUCUACUGGCGAAAUGUUCCCAGCAAAAAUUCAACCCAAGGGGGCACUAUGGACACGGAGUGUGGUUUUCUUGAGGAAUUUUGAUGGGAUUCAGGUCAGAUAUGUCGGGCGAGAAUGGCGUGAGCUCGUUGAGAUCGUGGGGCAUGCUUCACAAGCUGUAUCUAAGGCAACCACUCCUAGCUACGAGGCUGCGCACGAGUCCGGUGUACCUUUUGUGACAGAUGCAUCUGGUCUUUCAUCCAAGAUAUCUCAUCGAGAUUAUUUACAAUAUUUCCUCUAUGGCGGUAUGGUGUACAUGGCCCUCAAGGAUUGGCCCAAGGCAUUUCACUUCCUUGGCGUUGUUGUCUCUGCGCCUGUUGCUAGCUCGGUGAGCUUGGUCAUGGUGGAAGCAUACAAAAAAUGGGUUCUAGUUGGUCUACUCAAACAUGGCAAGUUGUACCCACCUCCAACUAUCACGACCCCUCAUGUGAUGAAGAUAUAUCAGUCGAUCGCGAGACCUUAUGUUAUACUUGCAAACGCCUUUGAGCAAGGUGAUAUUCGAAGACUGAAAGCUGAAGCCGAUUCAGCAGAAGACAUCUGGCGCACUGACAAUAACACAGGCCUGGUCUCCCAGGUGGUGAACAGUCUUUACCGCCAGGCUAUCAUCAGGCUUGGCAAUACGUUCGCAGCUUUAACAGUCGCCGACCUCGCCAAACAAGUCUUCCCUUUCCCCGUGACUGAUGAGGUUGCCGAGUCUGUUAUUUUGUCCCUCGUGCUGGCUGGUACUUUAGAUGCCACAUUGCUGCAAACUCCAGAUCCGAUCGUGUCGUCAAUGCUGCGAUUUUCGGCUACAUCUUCAUUUACUCGGCUCUCGCAUGAGUUGGAUAUACAACUCCAACUCAAGAAGGAGCGAUUUGUAAUGGAGGCUUUGGUGGGAAAUGUCAUUGAGAGCAAUCAAAACCUCGGCUUGAGUGAUGAGUGUGUUGACAGUUUUCAUAAAGGACAAGCCUGGUCGGGUUCUGAGGUGAAUGCAAUUCUAGGGGAGGAAGUUGGCUUGGAGAUGGAUGAGGAUCUUAUGGGAGAUAUGCCGUAG